UUCUGUUGUUUCCUUUCUUUUUCCUCUUCAACAAUGUCUAAGGUGAAUCAUCUGAGAGAGUUCAUCGGUCAGCGACUAACAGCAGCUGCUGUAGAAAUAUUGUCAGUGUUUGAAAAAACCAUCUUGGAGUAUGAAGAAGAGCUCGACCGUCAGCGCAGACUGUUGGACCUCGCCUGGAAACCUGAAAUCAGACUCCACAGAGUCGAACUCCCACAAGAAAAUGUUUGUAAGGUGGAGGAGGACGUGGAGGAGGACAGUGACCAGCACCUCAAUAACCUGGAGAGGAGCUGCAGCCCGGACCAGGAGGAACCAGGGCAUCCACAGACUACAGAAAUGGAGGAAGACUCCAGCGGUCAACACAAGGACGUAGAGGUGGAUGUCUCAUUGGUCAAUGUUGCUCAUGAGAAAGUUGAAAAUGGUGAACCAGGACCAAAUUGUGGCCAGCUGCUGUUGCACACUUUUCCUGAAGCUCAAAACAAAGAUGAGGAAGGGACUGAAAGUUUACGCUCAGACUCCAGUAAAAUUGCAGAUCCGGAGCCAAUGAGACGACACGGUGACCACGAAGAUGCUUCUGUCCCGUCAGAGAGCAACUGUAAAUCAAAGCUGACCAGGACCCACACAGGGAAGAAGGCGUUUUCUUGCAGCACUUGCAAGAAAAAGUUCAGUAAAAGUAGAAUUUUAAUGGAUCACAUGAAGAUCCACACUAGCGAAAGGCCGUACCUGUGCAACACCUGCGGAAAAUCGUUUAGAAAAUCAUCAAUAUUCAAGAAGCAUAAAAUGAUCCACAUGGGCCAGAAGCUCUACGUCUGCAAAACAUGUGGUAAAAGUUACAGACAAAAUUCCAGCCUGAUGAUUCACUCGAGGGCCCACACUGGUGAAAAGCCGUACCUGUGCAAAACCUGCGGCAAAAGCUUUACUAAUUUAUCUGAUCUUAACCGGCACAUAACCAUGCACACGGGCGAGAAGCCCUACGUCUGCAAAACAUGUGGAAAAAGUUACAAGCAAAAUUCCAACCUGGUGAUUCACUCGAGGACCCACACCGGUGAAACGCCGUACCUGUGCAACACCUGUGGAAAAACCUUUACUAAUUUAUCAGAUCUUAACCACCACAUAGACACGCACACGGGCGAGAAGCCCUACAUCUGCAAAACAUCUGGAAAGAGUUACAAGCUACUUUCCUACCUGGUGAUCCACCCGAAGAUCCACACUGGCGAAAGGCCAUACCUGUGCAACACCUGCAGCAAAACCUUUACUAAUUUAUCGGAUCUUAACCAGCACAUAACCACGCACACAGGCGAGAAGCCCUACGUUUGCAAAACAUGUGGAAAAAGUUACAAGAAAAAUUCCAACCUGGUGAUUCACUUGAGGACCCACACCGGCGAAAGGCCGUACUUGUGCAACACGUGCGGAAAAACAUUUACUAAUUUACCGGUUCUUAACCGCCACAUAAACACGCACACGGGCCAGAAGCCCUACAUCUGCAAAACAUCUGGAAAAAGUUACACACAACGUUCUACCCUGGUGGUUCACUCGAGGACCCACACCAGCGAAAAGGAGAAGGGUCCAGCUGCAGGCUCGGAGGCUGCAGUUCCAGGACCCGCAGUUCCAGGACCCUCAGUUUUUGCAACAGCGCCACUCAAUGAAUUGGAGUUGUCAUUGCAGGUUUGCAGGUCGCAGAUUGCAGAUUGUAUCCGGACUUCGAUGACGAACAUGCAUAUUACUAUACAAAGAGGGAGCUCUUUGCCAGAGUUGCAAAGGUGCCGUACGUGCUGCGAUCAAUAUCACUGCCCUUUCUGCCAAUCAUCCUUGUUCCAUCCCACCAAACUGAGCAAGGUGAAAAGCCAUUUGGAGGCCCAUUUUAAGAGGGCAAUGUCACAUGAAGGGUACACCAUCCACAGAUGUGGGUUACAGUGCAAAUCUGACCUACACUACCACUGCAUCCACUGUCAGUCAAUAUUAAUACGCAGGGCGGACUUUAUCAAGCACCUUGCUUUGUGCAAGGCAAAGCACCCUGCUGUAAUAGGCAUCCAAGCACCAAAAGCACCCACACCUGUGGCGCCUGCGCCUGUAACAUCUGCUGCUACACAGCACGCCACCGCACCGCACGCCACUGCCACCACACCGCACGCCACUACCACCACACCACACGCCGCUGCUGCCACACCACACAAUGUUGAUGCACCAUCCACCGCUGCACCAUCCACCGCUGCACCAGCCACAGGCGGAACAGCUGUUCCUUGCUGGGCAACCCUUACAUCCAAGUGAAAGGGAGGAAUUUAAAAGGAAGCUCCAAAAACAACUGUUCUUUGUGCAAGACGUGCAACAAAGGUUUUAGCUGCAGAAUUAAUUGUCUGAGUCACAUGAAAAAUCACCCGGAGGAGAAGUCUGGUGACUCGUGACAAAUGAAGUUCAUGUUGUCGUCCUCCGGGGGCAGCUGUCCACUCCUGUCUGACUCAUAGAAGAAGAACCUGCAGAAGUCCAACCACCACCUCCUGUGGCUGAUGAGCCUAAUCCCCUCCCCACAAGAGUUGCAGGUUCAACCCAGAUUUAUGCUUCUCUGUGAACUUGACGCAGAGGGAACGAUGUGUAUACUUUUUUUUUUUAAAGUUCUGCAUUGAGUUUGUUUGAAUCCCUGUUCCUUCUUAAAAUCGUAUUAUUUGUUGCUGUUGGUAACUUGUCGUCUCCACGGGCUGUUAGUAUGUGCUGAAGUUUCUUUAAACGUUUAUUUCGGUCAUCUACAAAGCCUCCCUCACACAUCCUUUCCCCGUCUGUUUCUUCUUCACUCACAUUCUCUUUGUAAAGUUAAUCUGCAGCUCCAUGUUGUUAAACUCUCUCCAUCUACUCCGUUCAGAGUUUAGUCCAAGUUUGAUAUAUUUACAUGUUCAGUUUUUUACAACGUUCCUCUGAAAAACAAGAAGAAACUUCAGAGAAACGAGGACAAAAGAAGAAAUGCAAGCAUCAACACGUCAGAAACAGAACAGCCAACCAUCUGUCACCAUUUACAGUUUAAGAUUAAGAUUCCCAGAAUAUUCAAAUUUUUUGAGAUAGGAUAUUUGAGUUUUCUUAAUAUGUAAGCCAUGAUCAGCAAUAUUAAAAUAAUAAAAGGCUUGCAAUAUUUCAGUUGAUUUGUAUUGAAUCCAGAAUGUAUGACUUUUUUGUUUUUGUAAUUGCAUUACUGAAAAUCACAAUAUUCAAAUUUUCUGAGACAGUCCUGUAC
Cololabis saira (Pacific saury) is the source of this 3217-nucleotide messenger RNA. RefSeq names its product zinc finger protein 70-like. The transcript is spliced from 5 exons. The record is from RefSeq and is a predicted model, not a curated record. Gene Ontology annotation, biological process: regulation of DNA-templated transcription. Lineage: Eukaryota; Metazoa; Chordata; Actinopteri; Beloniformes; Belonidae. Gene Ontology annotation, molecular function: RNA polymerase II cis-regulatory region sequence-specific DNA binding; DNA-binding transcription factor activity, RNA polymerase II-specific. Bases 34 to 2265 code for a protein of 743 amino acids.